UGUGCGCGCCCGUGUGCCGGAUGACGUUCCGCAGCAGCACCUUCCCCACCGGCACCCGGGACAUCCUCCCGCCCUCCGCGCGGACCUCACCAGAACGGAACCGCCACCGGGCGCGCUCCCGGCUCCUGGCCGGAAGUGCCUUCGCCAGGCGCCCCCCACGGAGCAGGCCGGGACCGGAAGAAGGACGGCACUUCCGGUCGCUGUUGCUACGCGACGGUGGCGCGAUGGCGGACGCGGGGUUGGGGUGGGCCGCGCGGCUGUGGGCGCUGCUGGAUGAGAUGGCGGAGAACCAACCGCAGGCUUACCGCCGGCUGCUUCGGGAGCAGCGCGCCCAGGCCGAGCAGUUCCGCGCCCCUCCCGAGCCCCGGCUGUGCGUGCGGGCCUUGCCUGCCGCGGGGGAGCGGCACCCGGGGCUCGGCGCACCGCGGGGCGCUGCCUGCGGGCCGCUCUUCGUCAACGUCUGCGGCUGGAGACGGGUGCCGCCCCCCGCGGAGCCCCGGGCCCGCAUCCCCGUCAUCGCGGGGCCGCUGGAGGGAGCGGCGGGCGAAGGAGGCUCUUACAGCAUUAUAGAUAUUGCAUAUAACCCAGAUGUUCUGCAGAGGAGAGAAGAAAACCCAGAAGCAAUGGAACAUUUGAUCCGUUUAACGCUUAAAUUCAUAGAGGAACGAUGCAACCUUAUUCUUUCACAUUCAUACAAAAUUGAAUCUUUCAAGCUGAAAGGAAGCCCGGAAGGGAUGUGGCAACGACUGACAGGCAGGCAGCUGCCAGCACCCCACCUCGCUCAGAACACAGAUAAGGAACUGACACUUGAUCAGCUGCUGCACAGCAUAGAAGCUGAGGACCACAGCGACGCUCCUGUCUUGCUGAAGGAAGAAAGCGUCACACAAUCUAAAGUGCAACUGAUAGAGGAAAUCACCGGUACAGAAGUGCCAGAGGAGCUAAGCACCCCUGCCUACAAAAUGACUGCUGUGAAGGAUGCAAACAACAAGCCAGUAAGAAUUGAACUGAAAGUUGAGUUGCCUAAGGUUAGCUCUGUUUCUGAGUGUGUUCUAAGAAUUUCCAAGGACGACGUGAUCAUUGAUGUCCCUGAAAAAUACAAAUUACAACUAGAUCUGCCAGAAUUAGUGGACGAAGAAGCGACAACAGCAGUAUUUAAUAAAGGAAAAGGGGUAUUGUUUAUCACAGCACCAGUUGCCAAGCCUGGACAAUAAAGGCUGCAUUGUUUAGAUCGCAAUCUCAGAUGACAGAACUAAACAAAAGCCCAGAAUGAGAAUCCUGACUCCUAGUUGGUAAUGAGUUAAUGGACCUUCUCAUCUUCAAAGGUGAAUAUCUCAAAGGUAUAUGUAGAAAAGGAAGUCAGGAGGAAUAUUAGGCCACCAACCUUUGGAAAACCAGUAAAGAUUGUAAAUACUCGAGAAAUAAUUCAAUACGCUAACAGUUGUAUGUAAAUGCACACAUACACUUACUACAUCAUUAAUUUUGCCUUAAGAUACAGCACUAGCAGGUAUUUUUUUUUGUUAAAUAAAUUAUUUUGUUUACUGGA
Numida meleagris (helmeted guineafowl) is the source of this 1543-nucleotide messenger RNA. RefSeq names its product PIH1 domain containing 2 (gene PIH1D2). Gene Ontology annotation, biological process: box C/D snoRNP assembly; rRNA processing. NCBI's taxonomy places the organism in Eukaryota, Metazoa, Chordata, Aves, Galliformes, Numididae. The record is from RefSeq and is a predicted model, not a curated record. The coding region runs from base 21 to 1211 and encodes 396 amino acids. Gene Ontology annotation, cellular component: ribonucleoprotein complex; R2TP complex; cytoplasm. The transcript has 4 exons.